GGAGAAGUUGGAGUUGGUGGGUUACAGGGUGGUCAGUGUGCUGACCCCACUCCCUGUGCCAUGUGUGGAAUUGCCUAGCCCACCCUUGGACUUACUAGCCCAUUUGAAAUUACUGUGCUGGAGUCUCUGCCACAUUGCAUGCCACCAUGCCCAGGCUUGAGCCAUGGCUUUGCUCUUCAAAAUGCAAAUGCAUACUGUUAGGGCGAAGCAGUUCUGGGUCUCCUUGGGCGCUGGCUGGAGGAAAAGUUUUGUAUCUAUCUGACUCUGUUGGCCUGACAUUUAGCUAUGCAGGAUAUGGACUCACUCUCCUUUCAUGCUGCCUGCCUUCACCACAAAUCCUCGUACACACUGUGUAACAAGUCAUUUACAAGGCUGCAGCUCUAUGGUCUUGUUCUUCUGCUCCUGACAAAGAGAGGUGAGCCCUUCUCCCGGACAGGAUGGUUCCCAUGUGGCUGAAGACAGUAUCGGGAAGGGCUGGGGCAUGCUGGGCUUUGAUGAUGUAACGGGCUCCCUGCAAUUUUCAUUGAGAUCUGGUUGGCUGUGAGCUGGCAGAAAGCCUUAGAUACGCCUCCAACUCAGAUGAGGUCAUCCCUGCCUCUUUUGGGGAGAGCAGGGAGAGCUGCUUCAGAAAGAGUCUGUGGUGUCUGAACGUUUAAGGUGAGCAAGUGAAUUGCCCCCCCACUGCAAAUCUCUGGUGCAGGAACCCCCUUCUUUCCCCUCUCAACUGCACCCUUUCCCAGCACCAUCACAGACCCUGCUUUCCCUUUAAAGGGGGAGGAGGAGCACAGGGAAGAUGAAUUUACCGCAGUGGAUUUUGUAAAUGAUUCUCGCAUCCAGGUCAGAGGGGAGCGUUUGCUGACAAGACAUUGCAGAGCUGGCCGGACCUAACACAAGUGUAAAGUAGCUCCAGGACAGAAGAAACUCCAGACCCUGCCGCUGCCUGAAGUGAAACUACUCGCCCUGCCCAGUCGCUUCGUCCCUUCCCCGCCCCCUCACCGUGUGCCAUGCAGAGAUGCAUCCAGCCAGUAGAGGACGGGGUAGGUUCCCGCGGCUGUCAGUCAGUAGGGGUUGCCCGGCUCGGGACGAGCUGAUCCCGAAAUGAGGACUGACCCUGGCUGAGAGCAGAGCGCGCACAGCUGGGGGUGCCCAGCCCCGGCCCCGCACCGUGCCUGGAAGCAGCGCCCGCUCCGCAUCUUCCACCCUCCAGCCCCGGCGCCGGGUAAUCCCGCGUUAUCUCCUGCGGAGAACUGCCCACUAACUUCGGCGCCGACGCCGGAUCUGCCUGCACGGCUGCGGCAGGAUGGGGGUUGCAGCAUUCCCCCUCUGCCCUGGGGGCAGCCAGCCCCCUCCUCUUCUUCCUGCCACGGCCGAGCCCCGUGCUGGAGCCCGUCUGGCACAGCCUCUUCGCCAUGUCCUGCCGGGGGCGGAGAGCCCUCUCCGGAGCGCCUGAGCGCGGACCGAGCCCCAGCACCGCGGACAGCUCCCGGUCACCGGCGCUACGAGCCCCAGCACCGCGGACAGCUCCCGGCGGGCCAGGGCGCGCUGCCGGCGGGCAGUCGGUCAGUGCCCGGCUCCGGAGCUGCGCCGUGCCUUAGUGCUCCGGUUCAUUGCGUAUUGCUGGCAGCCCUCUACCGAGAAGAACGCCGAGAGACCUCCCUUUCCCCCCUUACCACCCCCCUUUCUCAAGGUGCCAGAAGAGGGCUUAUCUUUGGGCUCGGAGUCUGUUUGUCUUGUGUGGAUCGGGAUUUGUAAGUGUGGACGGUGCCUGGUUACAGUGGUAUAUGAGUCUACAGACACUGAGGUGCACUACAGAGUUAGAAAGAAACCUCGGAUCUGUCGUGCUGUGGAGGGGUCAAAUAAACCCUAUACAACCAGCAAACCCAGCCCAAGCCUUCCUGCAACCAACUUUACCCCCUCAACCACGAGAAUUCCCUCCUUUCCUCCUCCCUCCAUGCUCCUUCCUUCAGAGACUGUAGAAUGAGGCAUUUCCUUCUAUCUGGCUCAGGGUAAAAGCAUACCCUGGGGGCAGCAACACACAUCUGGCAGGGACUGAAAGGUUUUAAUCCAGCCUCUACUGCAAUCAACAAUGGCAAAUGAACCAGUGAUUCUGAAUGUUUAUGACAUGAGAAUCCAUUGCCUUGGGCACCACAGACUUCACAGAAGAGGAUGUGGAUAAGAUUAUGGAAGAGCUGGGCAAGGAGUACAAGGGAAACGCGUACCACCUGAUGCACAAGAACUGUAAUCACUUCUCUGCUGCUCUGGCUGAGAUUGCCAAGCAUAUUCAUACUUGCUCAAGACUUAGAUCUCUCCCCGCUUUGCCAGUUCCCUAUGGACUUCUAACAUGCAGCUACUGGAUCAAAGAGGCUUUAGCUGGGUCUACUCACAAAGCAGCUCCUGUGGGAAGAAAACAGAGAAUGCCCUGGUUUCAGCAGCAGCAGUUCAGACUUCAUCUUCUCCAAUGCCAUUUCAUGGCAGCCUUCUCAAUACUAUGUGGGAAAGAGAUCCCCCGCUGGGUGAACCGCCUGGCCUACUUCAGCUCGUGCAUCCCCUUCCUCCAGAGCUGCCUCCCCAAGGAGUGGCUGACCCCAGCAGCCCUGCAGAGCCACAUCAGCCUCGGCCUCCAUAAGGAGGAGCAGGGGGACACAACGGAUGAGGAGUCCCCCUCCACCUCCACAGCCCCCUCAGCCUCAGGCACAUCGAGAACCUGUAGACAUACCCGGGUCUAAACUGUGCCCAGUAUGCCCUCAAAUAACACCCUCCUUUCUCUUGUACUAUUUCUUUCUCAUACCCUUUUGCACACCUUGGUUUCUCUCUUCUUCAAUGGACAAUAUAGGAGUGGGAAGACCCUUUCUAUUAUGGAGGUGAAGGGCUGCCUUCCAAGGGCUGCCACUACAGUUGCUCAGCAAAAUGACUGUGAACCCCAGUGCUGAACUGAGGAGCAUGGCAACUAAACUGGAUUCUCCUCCCAGGGUCCCUUGAUCAUGCUUGGUGAUCCACAGAGAACUGCUGGCUCUCUCGGGCAUAAAGGCAUGCCUAUGGGCAAGGGGGCACCAUACUGUGAUGUUCCUUCUCUGGAACCGUUUUAUCUUUUUAUCUCUUCCCCCACCCAUGUGAGCCCAGCAGCCUCUUCCCUAUUUUGGCUGGGCUUGCCAUUCCCCUAUGACAAAUCUCCUGCCCACACCCAGUGUAGGAAGCAGAGCCAGAACUCAACCUGCUCAUCUCUUAGACCAGCAACAAGCUCCACUCAGCCUCAUCCCUUUUGUAAUUAUCAGGUUUCUAACUCAUGUGAAGGACAAAUGAAAGGUGCUGCUGUUCUACAACCACCAGUUUUCAGUACUCAAAUUUAAGAGCUCGAAUGACUGUCCUGCUCUUGAAAAUAAUAAGAACCUAGAAAAUGAAUGUGUUACCAUGGCUUUUCUUUGGGUUCAAAAAGAAGAUGGGGCUAGUGCUUAGAGGCAGCUACUAAAUAUUUGCAGAGAUGACUGUUGACCAUAUUGGUGCUUUCUGGCACAGACCGCUCUCAGUUCCCCUAAUUCUAGGCAGAAUUUUUCCCCCGAUUCCCUGGGGAAUCUCUCUUCUAGCUGACAUAUGCUGGCUGUCUUUGGGCCAGAGUUGGAGAGAAUAUCUGUUGGGAAGGUAUUUCCUUCAGCUUUUCUUCCUGCACUCACAGACCUAAAACUUGGCUCCAGAGCCACCCUUCCCUAGUCUAUUUUCGAGCCAACCCAAGAAGAUAAAAUAUAAGCGGUGAACCCAAAGAAUGUCAACUGUUUCCUUCUCCUCCCUUCUUGGAGGUGGAGGGGAAAACUUAGGGGCACAUCUGGAAAGCAUGGAUGACCCUUCCAAUGCAUGGGCCACCAUGGUGCUUUCCAUAUGUGCACUAUUUCGGUGGUAUAGAGAAUGGGCACAGCUCCCUCACUGGCCUUUCCAGGCUGGCUCUUGACAAGAAUCUGGUCCUUG
This is a messenger RNA of Strigops habroptila (Kakapo), 3957 nucleotides long. Its product is annotated as deubiquitinase DESI2-like. Gene Ontology annotation, biological process: protein deubiquitination. The record is from RefSeq and is a predicted model, not a curated record. The transcript has 4 exons. Bases 2181 to 2726 code for a protein of 181 amino acids. Lineage: Eukaryota; Metazoa; Chordata; Aves; Psittaciformes; Psittacidae. Gene Ontology annotation, molecular function: deubiquitinase activity.